Molecule: messenger RNA, 6883 nt
Organism: Microplitis demolitor
Lineage: Eukaryota; Metazoa; Arthropoda; Insecta; Hymenoptera; Braconidae
Product: mucin-17
Exons: 5
Coding region: 114-6530 (2138 amino acids)
Source: RefSeq, a predicted model, not a curated record
UGUUUAUAAACGUAAUGCAACGUGCAGCAACUCGAAUUAAAAAUAAAUUAUGCAAAUAAAAAUAAACAAAUAAAUAAUUGUAAUAAUUAAUAAAAAAAAAGUAUUUAAUAAAAAUGGAUGAUUCAGUUGAAAAUAAUGGGGACAUUGGUUUCGGAAACAACGACGAGAGAUAUGAGGCAUUAAAUGAAAAAUUUAUGCUGCUCAAAGAGAAAAUUUUUAAUUCAUCAAGAUUAAUAGACCAGUAUAAUAAACUUCGAGAGGACUUUCAAGCUUCCGAAGAACAUUACAAAAAUUCAAUAGCUUGCGAGCGCAAUUCGACGAAAGCUAUCCGUCUUAAACUAAAUGAGCGCGAAAAAAGUGUCAAUGAUUUGACUAAACGUAAUACUCUGCUCGUGAAACAGUGUCAUGAACACGAGAUCAAUAGGGCCGCAGAUAAUAAAUUUAUAGAGCAGCAAACCGCGAAAAUAAAAGAACUGGAAGAAGAGCAAACGGUAAAAUCACUUGAAUUUAAUGUCGUGAAAUCAAAUCUCGAAAUUCAAAUACAAGAUUUAAAAAAAGAGUUGGCUGCUUAUCAUAAAAAAGAUCCUAAUUAUGAUAAAAAAUUGGCCAGGAAGCAGAAAAAGACUUCGCCAUUUAAAACGGCCCGCCAAACCGGGCUAAUUGAUUUGUCGCUUCUCAAUAACGAUGUACCCGAAGUUGACACCGAGAACUUCAGCUUCGAUCAAAACGAUUCAGCAAAUGAUAGCUCUGUUUUAUCUCCGGUUCUAAAAGAUCAAUCGACUUCUACCGAUGAUCUGCCUGCAGGUUCCAUUCUCACUCCCAAAAAACGCUCACCCAAAAAAAUAACUCAUAGUGUUGAAGUACAAGUGCGCCCUCUACAAGACCACAAGGGCACGAUAACAGAUUCAAAUAUGCCACAUAAUAAUUUGUAUCCGUUGCACUGCAACAAAUGCCAUGAAACCUUAGGCGCCGAGCCGGUUGAAGAAAUUUUAAAUACUAUGACGACUUCGGUGACGUUUAUUGGACCUUCUUUACCUCGGCUCGACCCAAUUGACCCACUCAAUAAUUCAGUAGGCACUUCUGCUGUAAAUUCAGUCCCAAAUAGUCAACUAUCGCAAAAUAUACAGGGUAGAGUUGAUGUACGACAAGAUGGCGGCGCUGGUACACAAAAUGGCGACAAAGACUACGCGGAACUUAAAAAGGAAGUAUUGAAUAUGCAGGAAAUACUAGAGGAUUUAAAAAAGAGUAAUUGCUGUAAUCAACCUAAAAACUGCUGUGGAUCUUCGAACAAUAAUUCGAAUAAUAAUUUGCCAUUAGAUUUGCUAACUUCAGUACUGAGCCAAUUGGUUGAUAAAAAUGUUAAUCCAAAAAAAAAGAAAAAGCGGGUAAAAGCUAAAAGUAAAUUCUUCAGAAGAAAAGUUAAAGUUUCUAAAAGUUUCAGAAAAUCAGAAAGCAAGGAACAAUCUACAAGUACAUCGAGCUCAAGUUCACGAUCUACAAGUUUGUCCAGAAAAUCUAGAAGUUCAUCAAGAUCUAGGAGCUCAUUUAGAAAAUCUAAAAAUUCUAGACAUUUGCCUAGGAAAUCUAGAAGUUUAUCAGGAUCUAGAAGCUUGUCUAGAAAAUCUAAAAAUUCUAGUCGUUUGCCUAGAAAAUCUAGAAGUUCAUCAAGAUCUAGAAGCUCGUUUAGGAAAUCUAAAAAUUCUAAACGUUUGCCUAGAAAAUUUAAAAGCUCAUCAAGAUCUAGAAGCUCGUCUAGAAAAUCGAAAAAUUCUAGACGUUUGUCUAGGAAAUCGAGAAGCUUGUCUAGAAGAUCAAGAAGUUCAUCUAGAAGUCCUAGAAGAUCUAGAAGUUUAUCUAGGAAAUCUAGAAUUUUGUCAAGAUCUAGAAGUUGGUCUAGAAGAUCUAGAAGUCUAUCAAGAACAAGUUCUAGAAGAUCUAGAAAGUUCUCUAAAGUAUCUAGAAGCCCAUCCCUAACUCGAAGUCGUAAACGAUCUAGAGUUGAAUCAUCUUCUGGAAGCAAAGAAAAUUUAGAUUCUAGAAGCUGUUCAACUUCAAAAUCCCAACGAUCUAAACUAUCUAGAAGUCUAUCCAAAGAAUCCAGAAGUCAACCGAAGGAUAAAAAAUUUAAUCGAAUCAAAAGAUGCCCAAGAAUUUCAAGUUCUGAUCCAGAAACUGAAAAUCUAGAAUCCAGACCCGACUCGAAUAGCGUGAAAAAUGGUUCCACAACUGAUUUGAGUGAAAGCGAAGCCUGUUCUCCGAAGUUUACGAACCCAGUGAGCGCGAUAAAAAAUCGUGUAAAAACUGUUAGAUCUGACAGUCCGGAAUUAUUGUCAGAAAGAGUCCAAAAGAUGAAAACUAAUCUUUUUUCUACGAAUCAAGCAUCUAAUAAACUUCCAAAAACUUCGCCUAAAGCGACUAAAAAAAACAAAAGAUCAAGUGAAGUAUCAAAAACUUCCGCACAAAUUCAGACCGGGAUUUUAAAAAAAUUGCGUAAAUUGAAGACAAACAAGCCAUUGAUUACGACACCAUCUUCUAGCAUUUUGAACUCCACAGAAACUGGCGAAUCAUCGGUUCCGGGAAUAACAGGAAGUCAGCGCAAGAGAAUCGCUCAUACUCCGAAAACUAAUGUAGAAGUUGGUCCAGUUGGCAAACGUCUGGCUUCGGAAGAAAAAGUUCAGCCGGCGAAAAGACGUCGGGUGACGCGAUCGUCGACUGAUAAAGAUGCAAGUCCGAUAAAUCCUACAGAUUUUUUGAAGAGUCUUAUAGAUCCAGAAAGUAGUUCUGAUAUGCCAGAGUCUACACAGGUACAGAAAACUUCACAAACUUCACUAGAAACUUCAGCUUUGGAAGGGAAAGAAAAAACUGCGGAUCCAAAGACGCCGGGAAUAAAAAUUUCCAAACCGAUUCCGACGAAACGGGCUCCGAAAAUUGUUAUCGUCAAUGGAAUUCCGGUGGUUAAAAAACCUGUUGGCAGGCCGCCAAAAAAUCCUGAUGGAGUGAAAAGAAAGUAUACUAGAAAAACUGAAGUUAUUACAAGUGCAGAACUUGUUGAAGAACCCGAUUCGCAAAAUCGGACACUAGAAAGUUUAGGAAAUAAUUUAGUUGAAGAAAACUCGGUUGGAAAUAUUCUAGAAACUCCGAAAUCUAGAACAAACUCGCCAAUGAAAAGCCUACCGAUUAUAGAAAGUUCAAUUGAGUCUAAAGAUGAAAAAGUUGUGGAAAUUAAAGAAAGUUCUGGUGAGUCAAAACUAGAAAAUUCAAAUAUUUCCGGAGAGCAAGAGAAACUUCUAGAAAGUUCAAAAAUGAGUUCUAUGGAUUCUGGAGUUCUGGAGAUCGUUAAUGAGUCAGAAUCUGAAGAAAAUGUUCCAGAAAGUUCACAAAUAAAUGCUGAUAAAUCAGAUGAUAAAGUUAUAGAAAGUUUAAAAAUUGAUUCAGAGUCGCAGCUUAUAAAAAAUUCAGAUCUAGUUACAAGUGUUCCAGAAUUUAUAGACAAGUUACAAAAAAUUCUAAGCGAACAAACACUUAUAGAAAAUUCAAAAACAGUUGCAAGUAAUCCAGAAAUUUUAGAAAGUUCGGAGCCAGCUAAAAAUAAAUCGGAGCUUCUGGAAAAUUCAAAAUCCGCACGAAGUGAGCAAAAUCUUCUAGCCAAUUCAGAAGCAAUUACAAAUGAUCCAAAGGUUCUAAAAAGUUCUAAAAAAGUUAUUAGUGAUUCUGAGGCUAUAGAAAAUUCAAAUUCAGUUACAAGUGAUUUAGAACUUCUAGAAAAUACCAAAACAGUACAAAUUGAGCAAAAACUUUUAAAAAAGUCAGAAACGGCUACCGAUAAACUAAAACCUCUAGAAAGUUUGAAAAGAGAUUCUAGUAAUUCAGAGCUUCUAGAAAGUCCAAAUACAGUUCAAGAUGAGAACAAAGUUAUAGAAAGUUCAAAACCAGUCACAAAUGAUCCAAAACCUAUAGAAAAGUUAAAAACAGUUACAAGUGAUCUAGAACUUAUAGAAAACACUAAAAUGGUUACAAGUGAUCUAAAAGUUCUGGAAAAUAAAACAGUAGAUUCAAAUUCACCAGAACUUCUAGAAAAUUUAAAAACAGUCACAACCAACGAUUUAGAACCGAACUCAACAAAUACUUCAAUUGUAUCGAAACUUAAAAAUCCCAAAAUAAAUGAAACUUCAGAUUCUAGAGUUGAAAAUCUUCUAGAAGUUCAAAGAAUAUCUGAAAAACUAGAACUUAACCAAGAAAUUACAAUUGGUGAUGGACUAAAAAAUUCUGAAGUAUGCAUACAAAAUUCUUCCACGUCUGUAGAAUCUAUGGAAACUGAAGAAUUUACAUCAAUUUGUUCAGAAACUUCGGAGUCGGUAGAAUUAUCUCUAGGCCUCGAUGUUUCUGAUGCUUUCGAAUCUAUUCCGGCGUCUGAUGACGAUUUUAUGAACUCUGAGGCUUCGGAUAUGACAGACAAAAAACUAGAGAUCGUCGAACUGUCUUCGGAAGCUUCCGGAAUUGGAACAGUUUCAGAAUUAGAGACCGAUCCAGAGUUGGAACUUUUUCCAAAAGAUUCUCAAGUAGACUCCGAGUCCGACAAGCCUCUAGAAGACAAAAUUUCAAAGUCUAUAAUGGUUGCUGAGUCUCCAGAGAUAAAAUCUCCAGAAUCUGAAUCCAAAGAUCCCCUACUCGCGACUCCAAAUCCAGUCCCAGUUCCAGAAAAAAUUCUAGCACCUUCCAGACCAAAUGUGCCUUCUAGAAUGCUUCCGAAAAUGAUAGAAAAGCCUGCAAAGGCCUUCAAGUUACCACUCACUCAAAAAUCAAAGCUUCUAGAAACUUCCAUCAUCAAAAAAGCUUCGAAUUCCAGGAGAAUUCCAGACGCCACUGUUACUCUGCCAGCUUCUUCUGCCAAUGAAUCGGCUAAAUCUAUGAUUCUAGAAGCUAAAAAAAGUUCACCCGAAAAUACUAGAAGCCUCAGAAAUCGAACUGUUUCAAUUAGUCCACCGAAAACUUUAAAAUCGCCUCGAUGUUCUCCAGUAGCCGUCAAACCAACCCCAGAAUCUUUACCGCAGUCUCCGAAAACAUCCAAACCUGAGGCCAGUAUUCCAGAAGCUGAACUAGAAAGCCCAAAAUCACCAGAUUCCCCAGAAACCCUUCCACCGCGACAAAGUAGCAUUCAAAAUCUCCUAGAUUUUUACCUGCACUCCAGAAUUUCUUUAAACAAAACUUACACCCAGAGACUCACUGAAGAAAUUGCCGAAACAAAAUCAAAAUCCAUUGAAAAAUUUGUCAAAAGCGAGUAUCAACGUCUUCUGGAUGCCCCAAACUGGACUAAUGACCUCAAUGACAGUUUCAUAGAUGGCUUAGAAAAGUUAAAUUUCAACGAAGUCAACUUCGCCAAUGCGACUGUUGAAUUUAUGAAAGAGCGCUACGAAUUAAAUGAGCCACUGAAUCGCGAGUACACGCCACCAGCGCCACUCAUGACCGUGUCCCAGCAGAAAAUCAUCGGAUUCCUGGCUAAAUAUGAGCAGAGACGACCCGGGAUUAUGUACAAGGUCAUGGACAUCAUCGACUCGACUUUGUUCAGACUUAAAAACAACAGCGACAAUGAGACUGAUACAAAUGUUCUUGAAGGCCUCGCGCGAUUCUUUGUUUUGAUGGCAAAGAUAAAAAAAGACCGCGAAAGAGUGAGGAUUAUGAUCUGCGACGCGCUUUACUGCUUUCAGACGAAAGCUUUCAAUAUUUUGUAUGUAAUUUUGACAUCCUGGGCUGAGGUGAUACCGACUUAUGAUGAAAACACCAUGAGUUUGUCUUCACAAAAUGGCCGCGGGAUACAAGAUGGCGGCGAUUGUAAACAAAGAGACAGAGAGUUGGUACAAAAUAGAACUAAGUAUCUAGUAAUUAGUAUUGCGACGAUAAUUAGAAAUCAGAAACGAUUCAAAGAAGACAAAUCAAAAAUAAAUUGCGUGAAAAAUUUUCUGUCGGCUUUGUAUCAGUACCCGGAUAAUUUUAUGACGAACAAGGUUAUUGGUGAUUUGUUGGAAGCAUUCAAAUAUGGAGAAUAUGACAGAUGUCUGGUGCCGGCUAUUGCUUUGAUCGCGAAGAGAGAGGGCACUGAUUGGACUUACAAGAAUAUUAUCAAGAAAUUGCUGCUGAUGAUUGUCAAUAAAAACGAAAGCUAUAAAAUUUAUGAAACUUUUAAGUUACUCGGAUAUUUGCUGCGCCCGUUUCCGGUCGAAGAUGAGGGAAAAGAAGUAGAGAAAAUCGUCAAUCAGCUGUGCGAUAUUUUGGAUGCUGGUACUGUUGAACCAGAAAUUCAAGAAGGUAUCGCACUGACACUAUUGACAUUAACCCGACACUAUUUCAUCAGCAUCAGUACGACACUUCUCCGUUGGCAGCCACCUCGUCCUUUAAAUAACGAAUUGCAACAAUUGCUGCAAACUUUCUUCCAGUCACGAACUCCAGAGUACUGGAAACAACUCGCUAAUAAAAGAAACCCUCGGUUUCCGGCUAUUAAAUAUAAGUACAAUCCCUCAACCCUAAGUAAAUAAGUCAUAACUACAUAGAGAUAUAACUACAGUUUCAUUUUUGUGAAACUGUAGUAAUAAAUGCGAACAAAUACAAUUUCUUUUUUUAUUUUGAAAAUCAAUUUAAUUUUUUUUUAAAAGCUAUUGAGAUAAAAAAAUGUGUCUCAUUAUUUUCUAUUUUAUUUUUAUAAUUUUACUGUAAUAAUUAAUUUCCCAAGUGAUAUUAUUAUCUAAUUAAAUUUAAUUUAACUAAACAGUAAUUAGCUGUAUAAAUACAUAAAUGUUUAUAUUUUUUAUUAAUAUCAAUUAUCAUUUAAGAAAAAAUUACUGUAUACUUGGCUAAUAAGAGUUGACAUUUCCUUCGGUAAUUGAUUUAC